AUGGACCCCCAGCCCCCUCCACCUGCCCAGGGCAGUCCACCUCACCGUGGCCGUGGCCGUGGCCGAGGUCGUGGUCGUGGCCGUGGUCGUGGCCGAGGCUGUGGCCGAGGAGGAGCCGGAGCCCCACGGGCGCCCCUGCCCUGCCCAACCUGCGGCCGCCUCUUCCGCUUCCCCUACUACCUCUCCCGGCACCGACUGAGCCACUCGGGUCUGCGCCCCCACGCCUGCCCCCUGUGUCCCAAGGCCUUCCGCCGACCAGCCCACCUCUCCCGCCACCUGCGUGGCCACGGCCCACAGCCUCCACUGCGCUGCGCUGCCUGUCCGCGCACCUUCCCGGAACCUGCCCAGCUGCGGCGCCACCUGGCCCAGGAGCACGCGGGCGGAGAGGUGGAGCUGGCCAUCGAGCGCGUGGCCAAGGAGGCGACCGAGUCCAGCUGGGGCUCGCAGGACGAGGGCGAGGAGCAGGCCACCACGGCGGCAGCGGUGGGGGCCCCGGAGGAGGCAGCGUGGCCCGAGACGUGGCCAGCCGGGGAGCCUGGCGCCCUGGCCGCCUCUGUGCCAUCGGAGCCCCGCGAAUGUGAGGAGGAGGAGGCCGAGGCCGGGGCGGCAGAGCUGCGGGCCGAGCUGGCCCUGGCGGCCGGGCGGCAGGAGGAGAAGCAGGUUCUGCUCCAGGCCGACUGGACGCUGUUGUGUCUGCGCUGCCGUGAGGCCUUCGCCACCAAGGGUGAGCUCAAGGCACACCCUUGUCUGCGGCCCGAGGGCGACCAGGAGGGCGAGGGCGGGCCGCCACCGCGGCCCAAGCGACACCAGUGCUCCAUCUGCCUCAAGGCCUUCGCCAGGCCCUGGUCGCUGUCCCGCCACCGGCUGGUCCACUCCACCGACCGGCCCUUCGUGUGUCCGGACUGCGGCCUGGCCUUCCGCCUCGCCUCCUACCUCCGCCAGCACCGCCGCGUGCACGGGGCCCUCAGCCUGUUGGCUCCGCUGCCGGGCAAGAAGGACGACAAGGCCGCGGGAACGCGGACCUCAGGGAAGGGGUCUGAGGGCGGCACAGGGGCCGAAGUGGCCUCGGAGGGCGGCGAGGGCGGCCAGAACGGAGGGGACGCGGCGCCGGCCCGGCCCCCCCCGCCCCCGCCACCGCCUUCUGAGCAGGAGGAGCCUGAGCUGCAGCUGCCCGUCACGCACAUCAAGGAGGAGCCCCCCUCCCCGGGCAGCCCACCCCGGUCCCCACCCGCGCCCCCUGUCUUCCUCAGCGCCUCCUGCUUCGACAGCCAAGACCACUCCGCCUUCGAGAUGGAGGAGGAAGAGGUCGACAGCAAGGCCCACUUGCGGGGGUUGGGGGGUCUGGCCUCCUGA
Trichechus manatus latirostris (Florida manatee) is the source of this 1353-nucleotide messenger RNA. RefSeq names its product zinc finger protein 579 (gene ZNF579). The record is from RefSeq and is a predicted model, not a curated record. NCBI's taxonomy places the organism in Eukaryota, Metazoa, Chordata, Mammalia, Sirenia, Trichechidae. The transcript is spliced from 2 exons. Bases 1 to 1353 code for a protein of 450 amino acids.